AUGGCAGGAGGUAGGAAUGAUCGUGCAAUCGUUGAUGCUUUGCAAGCAAUGGCUCAAGCUCUUGGUACUUUGAACCAACAACCAGAGAUUUUUGAGGUUGAAAAGAUAUUCCAAGCUUUGGGAUGUCCUUUGGUGCAGAAGGUGACUUUGGCUGCCUUCAUGCUUUUUGGAGAGGCUGAGUUUCCACGAGAUGUGAGAUAUAGGAAACAGGUGAAAUUCCUUGAGUUGAAGCAAGGAGAGAAUUUUAUGGCUGAGUAUGUGACUAAGUUUGAAAACCUGGUUAGAUUCUGUCCCAUGUAUGAUGGUGUGGGUAAUGAAGAUGACAAGUGUGUGAAGUUUGUGAGUGGUCUUCGCCCUGAGAUCAAACAAGUUUUCAAUUACCAAGGGAUCACUCAAUAUCAUGAACUGGUAAACAAGUGUCGAGUCUAUGAUAAGGAUAAUCAUUCUAGAGUAACUCAUUAUAAGAGUGGAGGACCCAUGAAGAAUCAUAAUAAGUUUGGGUUAUCUAGUAAGGUAAACCUUACACCAAGUCUGUCAGGGAUUCGAGUUCUAAAGUGA
Cajanus cajan (pigeon pea) is the source of this 558-nucleotide messenger RNA. Lineage: Eukaryota; Viridiplantae; Streptophyta; Magnoliopsida; Fabales; Fabaceae. The record is from RefSeq and is a predicted model, not a curated record.